Molecule: messenger RNA, 2589 nt
Organism: Rosa chinensis
Lineage: Eukaryota; Viridiplantae; Streptophyta; Magnoliopsida; Rosales; Rosaceae
Product: disease resistance protein RPM1
Exons: 2
Coding region: 1-2589 (862 amino acids)
Biological process (GO): defense response to other organism
Molecular function (GO): ADP binding
Source: RefSeq, a predicted model, not a curated record
AUGGCUGAUGCUAUUUCAGCCGCAUUGCUGUUAGUUGAGACGGCGAUAAUCUGCACCGACCAAUUACACAGUCGUACGAGUAGUGUCCGUAAGGAUCUUGAAAGGGCCCGGAAUUGUUUGGCGAGGUUGCAACAGUGGGAUAAUCACACAAAUCCCCAAGCUAGGGAGAAACAGGUCCAAGAUUUGGCUUGUAAUAUUGAGGAUGCUAUUAACGAGUACCUGCUUCAGGUUUCACAGCAUUCCCAUACCAAUCGGUUCUCUAAGCUGGCGCACAACGUUGGUCAUUUCAUCCCCGACUGGAUAGCAAGCAGUAAGUUAUCCUCCAGCAUUGAUGAACUGGAACGAGACCUGAAUUUGGUUACGUUACUAGAUUCAGUACAUUCAAAUGGUCCCCAAGAAGGCCGCCCAAGCUCCAGCACAGGACCUCAGGGGGCAACUUUGACCCACAGAUUUCUUGAAGACCAUGAAAUAGUGGGCUAUGAUGAAGAGAAAACACGACUUUUCCAACACUUGGGAGAAAGAAAUCCAGAGCUUUUGACAAUUGUGAUUGUAGGUCCUGGAGGCUCCGGCAAAACUACACUCGUAAAGAAUGUUUACCAAAGCGAAAGGGUCAGCAGCUUGUUUCAUUUUCAAGCUUGGAUUGAUGUGCCACUCGAUCUUGACCAACUCCUGCCGAAGUUGUUAAGAAGAUUUAAGCAGGAAGUAGAUCCUCAUGAAGAUAUCAGUGACCUUCAAGAGAAACUGAGAAGAAUUUUGGAGAAUAAGAAGUUUUUGGUUGUCCUGGAUAAUGUUUGGAGCCACGAAGCUUUCGAAUCCAUUGUAAAUGCACUACCAAAAACGGAGGGUAGUAAACUAAUCGUAAUUACUCGGAACAUUGAUGUAGCUCCGGUUUCUUCCAAUUAUAUUCAUGAUUUGUGUGCUGGGUUAUCAUCGAAGAAAGCCAACCAGCUAUUCUGCAAGAAGGCCUUUCCUGAUGUUGUACGAAAUAUUUGUCCAACCCAUCUGGAGGACUGGGCUGAACAGAUUGUAACGAGGUGUGAAGGUAUGCCCUGGGCAAUUUCACAAAUCGGCACUUUGCUAGCAAGGACGCCGAGAGUAGCAGUUGAGUGGAAGAAGAUGCAUGACACACUAGGAUCCGAUCUCUCCAUUGCUAGCAGUAUUUCACAUUAUAGGGAUCUGCCAAGCAAUCACAAAGAAUGUUUCCUGUACUUCGUGCGAGGGAAAUCGAUGGACGAGUCAAGAAUUGUCGUGUUUCCAACCUUGUUCGUGAGUUCAUCAUUUCCAAAGCAAAGCAUUUCAUCACUGUUUUUGGAAGCCAAGAGUGUUGGGAAUAUUGUUCGGGAUUCAGGUGAGAAAAUUCGACGCCUUUCAGUUCAGUGUGAUAUCAAUUUGUUAAGGAACAUAGACCUGAGUCGUAUGACUCAUACUCGUACCUUACUAGUUUUCCGGCAGACAGCCAAUAGGUCUGAGCUUCAUAUGGUGCUUAAAGCCUGUAAGCUCUUACGGGUCUUCGGUUUGCAAGGUGUACCUGAAUUGGUGAACUUUCCGGAAUCUGUAAUUAGUCUCACCUUAUUAAGGUACUUGAGUGUCAGGCAAACCAACAUUGAAAGUGUUCCAAGAUCCAUAGAGAAGCUUGGAUUGUUGGAAACCUUAGAACUUAAAGACACCCUGGUGACCAAUUUGCCAAAAGGGAUUGGUAAACUCCACCAUUUGCGCCACCUUUUGGUGUAUUGCAAUGCUGUCAACAAUAAUAUGAUGUUUGGAGCUGCACAAGGAGUGGAGUUUUCUACUAGCAAAAUAAGUGCUUUAUCUAUUUCAAAUUCGUUACAAAAGUUGUCUCUGAUUAAGGUAAACACCAACAAAAAAUUCUUGAAAGCCUUAGGAGAGUUGAAAGAUCUUAGAAGGUUGGGGCUGGUAGAUCUUCAUAGAGAAGAUGGAAGAGAAUUGUGUUGCACCAUUCAGAAAAUGGAUGAUCUUUCGACAUUGGAUGUAAGAGCAACAAGCGAGGAUGAAUAUCUUGACUUGGAUCACAUGCAAUCCGGCUCCCCGCCUCUCCUUCUCCAACAUCUAUAUUUAAAAGGGCGGCUAAAAAGGGUACCAGAGUGGAUUCCCAAGCUUACCAGUCUCAAAAAGAUUGGUUUAAAAUGGUCAAAGAUGGAUGCUGACGCUGAGCCACUUACGGCCCUUCAAGAUUUGCCCAACCUCAUGGAGCUCGAUUUGGUUGACUAUUACACUGGCCAGGUGUUGGGUUUCGGAGAUGAAACUUUCAAGAAACUAGUGGCAUUAAGUAUAGACAAAUUUGAUAAGCUAAAUUUGAUCUCAAUAGGUGAGAAGGCAAUGCCUAUGCUCAAGAAGCUAACCAUCUCGAGAUGUCCGGAUUUGAAGUUACUUCCAUUUUCAAGUGGUGAUCUUGAAUUGCUGGAAGAAUUGCUUCUAUUUGACAUGCCCAAUGAAUUCAUUGCUGAGUUUGAAACAGACAGCGAACGACGUGAGGAUUUAAAGCAUGUUGGAGUCAUUCAUUAUUCUCGGCAUCCAGGAAGCUACCAAUCUGAUGGAUUCAAAGAUCUUUCUCCAUCAAAAUGGAGGUAA